CAACAGAGGAAACAACCACUUCUCGUAUAGGGAUGCUCCGUGGUUCAAUUACAGUGGUACUUCUCUGUCUACAAGUCACAGAGCACUCAAGAGAACGACUGUAGCGAUGGCAGAGGAGGAGGUUAACUACGCUUCAGUUGUAUUCAAAGCUAAAAAUAAUUCCCCACCUGAAGCAAAAAAGGAGGAGGACAUUGUGUACGAUGAAGUGAAGGUACGAAGUGAAACAACCCAACAAACUGGUGACACAGACGCCUCAGCAGGAAUCUUGCCAGACAAGAAAGCAAACAACAGACGUCGGCGCUAUCAGCAGUUGGCUUGUUGUUUGGGGGUUCUUUGUGUCAUUUUGCUGUUGGGCGUCAUAGCAGUCUGCGUCUACCUCACUACAUUAAAUCAUGAGGGUGAGCUGAACCAAUUAAAAGAAAACCAAACGUCUCUACUGGCUGACAAUCACAACCUGACAAACCUCAACCGCAAUCUGAGCUCAGAAAAUGAAAACUUGAGGAGGGACCACAACAACCUGACUAAAUCCUAUACUGCCUUAGAAAGCAAGAUCACAAACCUGACUGCAGAAAACCAGAACCUGAAGACACAAAACCAGAACCUGACGACACAAAACCAGAAACUGACGACACAAAACCAGAAACUGACGACACAAAACCAGGAGCUGAAGACGCAGAAGAAGAACUUAACAGAAUUAAUACAAGACAUGGAGACAAAGCAGAAUGAGCUCAAUGUCAGUCGAGCUCAGUGGAGCAUUAAUGCCUACUGUCCCCUAAAAAGUGGAGGUUCAGAAAGACAGUGUGUACCUUGUCAGAACGGCUUGGCAAACUUCCAGUCUGGCUGCUAUGCGUUUAAUAACCCUGAGCCUGCUGGUCAGAAACCCUGGGAUGAAGCUCGAGAAGACUGCAAAGGAAAGAUUUCAGAUUUGGUUGUUAUAACUGAUGAACAAGAGAAGACUUUCAUUCAUGGUAAAUGGUGGCUAAGUUCAGGAAAAAACGGGUUCUGGAUUGGACUGAGAGUUGAAGAUGGGAAAUGGAAGUGGGUCGAUGGAAGUGAUCUGACUGAAGAAUCCUGGAAACCACAACCUCCUCCUACUGAAGGUCUCUGUGCAACUUUUGUCCAGAACAGCGAACUGAGUUCAGUGAACUGUAGUGAAAAACAUCAAUGGAUCUGUGAACAGAAAGCUUUAACUGUUUAAACACUGCAGUCAAACUUGAGAAUGUUACUGGAUCCUCUGUAAAGAUUGAUUACAUGUAAGAUAAUAUCAACUGGUUUAUAAAUACCAAACUUCACAAUUUAAAUUAAAUAAAAAAAACGUGAGGGCUGGGAUAAAGAGUGGGUUAAGUUAUAAUUAGGAUCAUAUGAGGUUUAAAUGGAGUUUGGAAAACAUUUAUAAUUGUGAUUUAAUUGUAUUUGAAGGUUUUGCAAAGGGCUUAGAACACCAAUGUGCUUAUCUUGAGUUCUCCUGGGUAGACAGUACUUUUUGUAUAUUUCACACCGAUUGUAUUUCAGUCCAUGUCACUAUGUGAAUGUAACUUUAUGUGUAAUUAUAAUAUAUAUGUGAUUACCUUAGUGAGUAGCUGUUUAGAUGUGUUAUGCAAUGUCUACACAAUAUUUUAGUUACUUUAAUUUUUAUAAAUAAUGUCUCCUUCAUAAUAAAUGCAUAAGGGAUAAUUUUUUUACAAGUUCAAUGUAUGGUUACUUUAGGUGUUUGUUGCUGGUAAAAACAGAUCUACUGUAUAUGUGCAGAUAUACAGAAGAAAAUAGAGUAACUGGCCUAAAGGGGAUUAAAGUGUUAAUCAAUAAUAACUCUGAAUUGCUUUUCUUCUACUUAGUUAGAGAUGCAGUUCUUACAGUUUGUGUAUCAGCAGAUUGAUGAUUGAUGAUAUGUAGUUUUUGUAGUCUAGGCUUUCCAAUAUUUUCACUAUAGAUAAAUGAACCCCUGUCCUAGUCUGCCAACAGCAACUGUUAAACCACUCGACUUCCCUUCACAGCAACACAAUAAUAGCUCAUAAGUUGCAAAAACAACACUGUCACAGGGACCAACAAAAGUGCUCAAAGUUUCUUAUUUGUUAUUGUCAUGUAACAUUUGAAAUGGUUGCUGCUGAUUGGCCAACAGGGGGCACUGCUUCACUUGUUCUCAACAGAGUGAUCCCAGAGCUGUUUUCUUAAGCAUUUGUGUUCUGAUGUAAAGAAUAUUAUUAUGUAGAGGAGACAGUUAAGUGUUAUUUAUCUAUCUAGAAGCAAAUUCCUGUUUUAGUACAUUAUAUUAAAUAAAAAUACUAUCACACA
This is a messenger RNA of Dicentrarchus labrax (European seabass), 2292 nucleotides long. RefSeq names its product asialoglycoprotein receptor 1-like. Bases 107 to 1198 code for a protein of 363 amino acids. The record is from RefSeq and is a predicted model, not a curated record. The transcript is spliced from 7 exons. Lineage: Eukaryota; Metazoa; Chordata; Actinopteri; Moronidae.